Pocillopora verrucosa is the source of this 723-nucleotide messenger RNA. RefSeq names its product calmodulin-like. Gene Ontology annotation, cellular component: myosin II complex. The record is from RefSeq and is a predicted model, not a curated record. NCBI's taxonomy places the organism in Eukaryota, Metazoa, Cnidaria, Anthozoa, Scleractinia, Pocilloporidae. Gene Ontology annotation, molecular function: calcium ion binding.
UGCUCUGCAUUGCAAAUAUAUUUUCUAGAGCAUCGUACAAAUUAUCAUUCGCGAAGCGACGCUGUAGUUACAAGCGUUGGAUCAAAGGAGCACGUCACUUUGUCAAAGAAGUACCGAACUCAAUCAGUCCAGUUGAAGAAAAUGGCCAAGUUUAGCGAGAGGGAAAAGAAACAUUUCCGUGAGGCCUUUGAACUCUUUGAUCACGAUGGCAGCGGUUUCAUCACCACUGACGAGAUUGGAGUUGUCAUGAGGAGACUGGGACAGAAUCCGUCCCCAUCGGAAUUGGAAGACUUGAUCAGGGAUGUGGAUGCCGAUAACAGUGGCCACAUUGACUUCAACGAGUUUCUAGUCAUGAUGUCUCAGACAAAAGAGAAAGGUCAGCAGGCGGAAUUGCGCCAGGCCUUCAGGCUCUUUGAUGCAGACGAUGAUGGUUUCAUCACGUUCGAGGAUCUGAAGAGAGUUAUGCGUGUCACUGGAGAAAGUUUGUCGGAAAAAGAAUUGAAAGACAUGUUCACAAAGGCAGAUAUUAACAAGGAUAGCCUUGUUGAUAUGAAAGAGUUCACCAGGAUUGUGAGCAACGACUAAAUGGACUUCUGUGCCAUAAAUUUGAAUAAGCCAAUGAAUGAUUUGCAGUUUUUGUCUUGCCAAACUGCCGAGUUCAAAUAUUGCUAAGGUUUAACAUUCGUUUGAAUGCAUACGCACCUUUUGUUUUGUAAUCAAUCA